This is a messenger RNA of Nicotiana attenuata, 892 nucleotides long. Its product is annotated as probable WRKY transcription factor 70. The transcript has 3 exons. The record is from RefSeq and is a predicted model, not a curated record. The coding region runs from base 51 to 728 and encodes 225 amino acids. NCBI's taxonomy places the organism in Eukaryota, Viridiplantae, Streptophyta, Magnoliopsida, Solanales, Solanaceae. Gene Ontology annotation, molecular function: DNA-binding transcription factor activity; sequence-specific DNA binding. Gene Ontology annotation, biological process: regulation of DNA-templated transcription.
CGUCUCUACACUAUAGUUAAUUCAGCUAAUAGCAACGUCGUAGUAAUUAUAUGGAGUCUGAAAAUUACACACAGUCUGACCUGGAAAAGUUAACGGAAAAGUUGAAUCGCGGCCGAGAACUCACGCGCCGGCUAAGAGAAAUGAUAAAAAAACCAGAAGCAGAUGUCGGAGAUGUAUUGACUGAGGAUUUGGUGGGGAAAAUAAUGAGUUCAUUUUCUGAGACUAUAUCGAUACUAAGAUCUAAUGAAUUCAGUGAAGUUUCUCAAAUUGUGAAGUCGACUGAAGACUCAAGUGGUAGUUGCAAGACUUCGUCAAUGAAAGAUCGACGAGGACGCUACAAAAGAAGGAAAACUUUAGAAACAACCAUUAAAGAAACCUCAACUUUAGUGGAUGAUGGCCAUGCAUGGAGAAAAUAUGGUCAGAAGCACAUUCUCAAUGCCAAAUAUCCAAGGAACUACUUUAGGUGCACUCAUAAAUUUGAUCAAGGAUGCGAAGCAAACAAACAGGUGCAAAGAAUUCAAGAAAAUCCGCCACUAUUUCGAGUCACGUACUAUGGUCAUCACACAUGCAAAACUUUUCCUAAAGUUUCUCAAAUGAUCUGUGAUUCACCAACUCAUGAUGAAGAUUCUUCAGUUCUACUUAACUUUAAUUCUACUAAUAAUCAUCACCAUUUUUUGGAUUUGAUGGUGGGAACUGUUGAAUUUGCUGAUUUAUCUUUUGAAUUUUAAACAUUAAUUAGGUUCGAUCUCUUUUUCUUAAUUAAUUUCUCGUGUAAUGGGGGAAGAUAUAUAUGUGGUUCAGAAUAGGUGUAAAUGAUUUGUAUAAUGUUGACGUAUAGUUUUUAGCAAAGCACUAGCUGGUUUGGAAUGAGAAUAAUUUUUGCUUCAACAUA